CUUUGGCAUGUACAUGUAUGAUUCCACUCAAAUACUUGCAAGUGAAACCAAAUGUUGGAAGUGUAUUUCUGUCUGUUCAACAUGCAUACCAUACAUGUAAAAUAAUCCUACAUAUUCAGGGUACAGUGAAGGAAGAGUGUAUGGCACGCGGGUGUUCAUGUUACAAAGAUCCAAUUCCUGGUUUAAGUUAAUCCUAAAAUUUCAGUUUCACAAUUACCUGUAGUACAAAAAAGGCUCUGGUUUGCUUCAUAGAUCUCACUUCUAUGACUGCAGUCGAAUGAAGAUGUCAUGGCCAUAAUAAGUACUUGUUGAGAUUGUACAUGUACGUGUGUGUUUGAAUUUACUGCUGAGGACAUCAUCAAAUUUUUGAAUUCCUGUAAGAGUGUGUCCCCUUGGAGCCAUUUCUUGUGUUCUUACAGUGUCUUGUAUGUUAAACAUCUUUCUGUGCUUUGCAUUUAUGUCUGUUUGCAUGACUAACCAAAACCUUUGUUCGUGCAUGCUUGUAUUUGAAUCUUAGAGCUCACCACCAGUAGGAAGGUUAGUAGUAGUAAGACUAGAAGGAAUCAGCAAGGGCAGGGUACCAGUUCACCAGUGGCUCCCUCAGGUCUGCAGAAGAUCAUCCCAAGAUGGUUUUGGAGAAAUCGGUUCAAAUCAGGGGAUCAGAAGGACUGUAAGACCGAAGUUCAGUCUCGAGAUAUUGUAUCAUUUGGGAGUGUGGAUAUACAUGACAGUAAGUCAGAAGACUUGUCUCCUGAUGUGGGUCAGCCAGAUGCUUCUGAGAAACUCACAAAUGUAUCGUCAGAGGUCCCUGGCUGCGUAGAGGUACUGAUUCACUCAUCGUCUCACCCAGAGGUGGUAGAAGACCCUACUCCAAAAGGUGGAUCCUCAGAGAGAAAUCUAGAAAAGGCAAAGAGGUUUGGAAUGCUGGAAAUUGUUGGAUAUCAGGGUCAUUCUUCCCUACAAGCCACAAUGUCAGAAAGUGCUUGGCUGUCCCAGCAUCUUUGCAAGGUUCUACCAACUGAAGAAGCAUCUACUGAAUCUGACAACAAGGAGGCAGUCUUGCCAUCACUCCACAGGCCAAAUGAGAAAGCUAGCAGAGAAAGAAGAGUACCUAAACAUCUGCCAGACCCUCCCUUCAAGGAAACAUCCUUUCUGGAUACUGUUGCUGAAGACGAGUCGUCACAACUGACACCACACCCAGUUAUCCUCAAACAGGCACAUCAAAAAGGUACCAAGCCUUUACCUUCUGCUCCCAGCCAUGAGAUUGGAAAGUCUGGGAUUGGGGGAGCUGCAAAUCAGUCACCUCAAGUCCAUCGCCAGGAAAGAAAUGAAUCUGCAUCAUCCAUUGAGAAAGUUAGUAAACCCCUACCCAAGGUCCCUGUCAAAGAUACUCCUUUAGUAACUACUCACCUGAGGGCUGAAGAGCGAGUAACAGCAGUGUCCCAGCCUACGACGUGUCUUAUUCCAAAUGUGUCAGCUGAGAAAGUGGAAGUGAUUCCCAGUGCUCCAGAGAGAGAAGGUCAUGCCCCCAAAUCUAGUUAUCAGAAAAGGGAAGGUUCCUGUUCGCAGGUUUCUGUAUCCGCAAAGAGGCAACACCCCCACUCAAAAGUUUUGAAGACCCUCCCAGAAGUUCUCCAUGCUUGUGAGGGCAGUGUGGCUGACCCAGAGUCUGAGCAUGCUGAAAAACCUCCUUGGUCCGAAAAUGAUCAGAAAAUUCUGGGGCAUAGCUGCCUUAUCCCUAAGCUUGAAGAGGGGCUUGAGGCUAAGUCUGCAAACUCAGAUACUCCAGUGAAGCCUCUUCCAGAUAUCCCUCCAUCCAGUGUGAAUUUUGCGGCUGUAGGGCUUAAGAAGGCAAUAAAACCUUCAGUAGUUCCUCGUCAGGCAAGGCGACCUGCUGUUACACUUGUGGAAGGGCACCUCUUCAAACCCCUAUCACGAGUCCUUGAGGAGGGAGCGAGAGAAGAGAGUCCAGCACUUCAAGCUUCUCCAAAACCACUGCCAAGAGUGCCCAAGCAGCAAAACCUUGAGAUGGCAUCACAGAAGAAAAGUCUCGGAUCAACUGAUGCAAGCUCCAAAGCAUCUGACGAGAGUCAGGACAUUGUGAAUGAAGUCCCCUCUGUCAGCUCUGCCUCUGGUUCCUCUGAGCCUCUUGGUCUGGACUUUCCAGAUGAAACCAAAGAGCAGACUGUUAAGGAACAACCCACAACCUCGGCUACCAGCAAGACAGUCAAAGCAGCUACUGUGAAGGACACUGAGAGAUUUCUAAGUGUCUGUGAGGACACUUCGUUUGAGGAUCAACUGAUGACCUCAGAAUCUGACCUCUGGUCAGACACCGAGGGCGCUUCGACCCUCGAGAAAACGGUCAUCCCGCUGCGGCAGAACAAACUGCUUCAGCUAGAAGAUCAGGACAAGGCAGCGAGUAACCGGGGCCAAGUUAGACGGACCAGCUCCACAGACGAGUUACCUGUUGUCUCGGUGUCCUUUACCAACACCCGGGGGUUGUUCCAAAAAGCCCAGCUCAUGAACUCCUGUGAUUCAUUGGAUUCAACUGCAAAGCCUCCAGUUGCACAGAAACCUCUAAUUUCCAAGAAGCCUGCUGUAAACACUGGUCAGGAUGGUACAACCAACAAACCAAAUGUACCUCCCAAAGUAACCCUUGGCAGUCCACCAAGAACGAUACCUAAACCUCUCAAACUUCCACCCAAAGCCUCGGAACAGCCUAACAGGGACAACAUCUAUGAUGAAGUCUAUCACGAGGAGACAAUAGAAUCUGAGCCAUCAAGUUACAGUCACGACAAAGCAUCGUCUAAGAAGCUAGAGAAAAUUUUGGGGCCAGACUUUGCUACAAGUGAUCCAGCCAGGCCCAGCAUCGAAAGAGAUAUAAAACCUGUGAAGGGCAAACAACCGAUGGAUCCCCGAUCUAGGAAGAUCUCUGCACCUGCUCGACCAACAACGGAUGAUGGGCCAUAUGCAGUCAUACCACUCCCAGAUGCAGACAAGACAGCCACGAAGAAGACCAAAAACUCAGCCGAGCAGAAAGCCAGAGAGAUCUCAGAUGGCAAUGGUAACAAGGUGGUGCUACGGAACUCUGGUGGCAUGUCCAGUGGUGAUUCGGGAAUUGUGGGUUUGAACACUGAUAUGUUAGUGAAGCGGGGUAUAAGCCGGAAGGAGAGACGCAUGUCCCGUAGGAUACUCAGGCAAACAAUCAGAUCAAUGGACUCGGAUUUCAUGGAGGAUUCGGACGAUGAGCCAAUCGGUGUGGACUCUGAUUUUGACUCGGAUACUUCUCUGGAAGAACCAGCUGUGUUCAUGGAUGAAAGUCACAAGACAGCCUUUGAGGUUCUCACAACAGAGCGAACCUACGUAGACACUUUGUACCUCAUUAAUGAAAUAUUUUUGAAAGGAAUUGAGAAAGAGAAUCAGAAACAACACUGGUUUCCACCAACCGUUGUCAAUGAAAUCUUCUCUAACAUCUCAUCAAUCUACCGGCUUCAUUCGGCAGUGUUACUACCUGACUUAGAUGAGAGAUUAAAAGAUUGGGAGAGGAAUCCAUGUCUGGGUGAGGUCUUGAAGAAGAAUGCCCCCUUCCUUAAGCUGUACUCUGACUACGUCAGUAACUUUGAUAAUGCCAUGAAGCAGUUGAACCAGUGGAUGUCCAAAGUGCCUAAAUUUGCUGCCACUGUGUCACAAUUACAGAAUCAUGAACUGUGCGGAAAUCUUGCCUUGCAACAUCACAUGUUGACUCCAGUACAACGGAUACCCAGAUAUGAACUUCUCCUAAAAGAUUACAUAAAAAAGUUACCAGACGGUUCCAAGGACAAGGCAGAUGCAGACAAGGCACUGACUAUCAUUUCUGGAGCAGCACAGCAUUCCAACGACAUGAUGAAGUCGAUGGAUCAGUUUGAGAAGCUUUUGAAGAUCAAUCAGAAGAUUGAUGGGGAGAACAUCAUUGACCCAACUAGGCAUCUCCUCAAGGAAGGCAAGAUAACCAAGAUUGCUGCUAAGAAUAAGGAGCCACAGGACCGCUACAUCUUCUUGUUCAAUGACAUCCUCCUGUGCUGUGAGAAGAAACGUCUUCUGACCUCAGCCAACUACAAGGUCAAGUUGAAGAUGGAAGUGGACGGCAUGAAGGUGAGUGUGUUGGACAGUAAUAGUUGUCGAUUCAUCAUCGAGAGUAAGACCAAGAGUAUUGAGUUCCAAACCAACUCAGAGGAAGAGAGAGAAGAUUGGAUGAGGGUGCUGCUGUCCGCUAUUCAAGAGAUGUAUUGGAAAAAGGAAACUUUCAGGACAAAUGAUGCAGUGGGAGACAGGCAAAAUGGAGAUGAGUAUGGUGUCAAGGCCAAAUUUGUACCCGGAGAGUCUUGCCCUAGAUGGAUCAAGGAUGAUGAGACAAGCAUGUGUAUGAGAUGUGGCACAGACUUCAAGUUAACCAAACGGAGACACCAUUGCAGAGCAUGUGGUGCGGUCGUUUGUCACAAAUGUUCCAACUUUGAGGCACCCUUAGAGUACGAUGACAACAAAAUGAACAAAGUUUGCAUCAAGUGUUACUACGUAAUAAAAGGAGAUGAGGAAGAGAUAAAGAAACUUGCUCGAAGGUCGUUGAUCCCAGAAAUAGAUGAAGACAACUCAUUUAGUAGCUUUCUGUAUCUUCAUUACAAGGGGGCUUGGACAAAGUUCUGGGUGGUUGUGACAGAGCAGGAUAUGUUUGUUCUAAAAGCACCAAAGGACGUGCGACCUGUUUUUACCCUGCCCAUUAAGCUCUACAACAUCCGUAACAUCAACGACACUGAUGCUGAAAGAGACCACGUAUUCAAACUCAGUGACAGCAGAACAGUACAUACGCUGUCUGCAGAAUCCAAGGAACUCAAAAGAAGGUGGAUGACUGUUCUCUCUGAAGGCGUCGAGAAAGUGAUAAAGCAAGCAACAAUUUAAAAGCCUGGCUCAUCAGACUCUAGACAUCACCUUGAUCACCCCAGUCGAGGGGACCACACCCUUGUAGGCGUGCCUUAAAGGGGUCGCACCCGAUUCAACCUAUCCUGAAGGAUUCUGCCUUACAUCAAUCCACCCUAAAGUCCAUGCUACUUAGGCAUUUGUAAAACACUGAUUUGGACUGACCUGCUGGAAAAGUGCCAUGCCAAGUGAGACCCUGUGAAAGGGACCACACCCUGAAUAGACACACCCAACAGGACCGUGCCUGAUUGGUUCAUUGAGAAAAGACCACAUCUAGAUUGGUUGCUCACAAAAGAGACUGCGCCUUAUCAGACCUGCCAACAGACCACACCCAGAUGGAGGUACCCAAAGGAGCCACGCCUUGACACACCCAACAGCCAACUGGUUAAAACUGUAAAUCUCUUUAUCUUCAAUUACCAAUAUUAGAAUUAGAUUGUCAGAAAUUUGUGAAUGCUUGUGAUUUAAAAUCACUAAAUAUAAACAGGUAGAACCUCUAUUUAGUGAAGUUCUGUCCAUUGCUUGAUCAGCAUUUCGUUCACAACAACAUCCGAUCUCUUUUUAUUGGAUACUGGCUAUGUUCCAGUGAUCUCAUUUUGUAAAUACAUGUACACUGUAUGUUUUUGAGUGACUUCAUUAACAAUACAAGCCUAGUGUGUGUAUAUUGAUGGAACUAUUUUGUGUACAUACAUUUUUUGUAUCUAUGUAUUUGUGUAUCCAUGAAAAUUAUGAUGUUUUCAUUUACAGAACUAUGCAGACUUUUUUGAGAAUGAUUUAAAUGGAAAAGCUAUUUAUGAACUAUUUUAAAUUGAGUACAGUCUUUUGAAAAGGAAUUUGUUCUGAGGCCAACCUCAUGUAGGGAUAAAGUUUAUGUAAAAAUGUUGAUAAACAAGGGUCUUAAAACACGUUUUUAUUUACAAAUGUAUAUUUACCUUCAAGCUUUUAGAAUUUUUAAAAGAUGGUCACAAAGUAAUGUACAGAGUUGCAACAAAUCAUAUUUAACCUACACAGUGAGACUAUGUCUUGUCGUAUAGAUAUAAUGAAGGGCUUUCUCAAAUGUUAACAUGACCUUUAACGUCACUGACUGUGCAACACCAAGAAGUUACCUGAGACAUUUUAAGUGUCUUGUUUCCCUGUGUUUUUGUUUUAGUUAUAAAUAGCAUUUCAGUAGACUGGCAACUGUGUUGAGAUAUGUGAUUACAGAGAUCAGUUCUAUUUGUCCACUCAACAUAAGCGAUGACCAACUUAAAAUAAUUUUUCAUUCAUGGGCGAGUUCGAUCCCAAGACCACAAGUUAACUAGUUGUAGAUUCAUGACGCACCUAGCGCAUGUGCAGUGAAGUUGAAGUGCAAACAACCCUCGUCAAUCGUCGUCAGGUCAUUAGGCUGAAGGGGAGAAAAGGUGGCUGUAGGAAGGGCAAAAUAGCUAAAUUAAAAGUGGAAAUGGUCAUCAGUUACUAGUGACAUACUGUUUUUCCAGCAUUUUUUUAUAACCGGUUCUCUCUGCACUGAGCUAUCAAAAAUGGUUUAUGGCAAGCAACGAUGCGACCAACCUCGGUAGGCUGGUCGCAAAUAGUUGACCAGACUGGUCCAACCAUCAUCAACUAGCGUGUGUUCAAUCAGAUUUAAUCGAACUCUGGUUAACUAUAGUCCAUGAUCCAACCUGCUCCAUUAUGGCCUCACCGCUUGGAUCAGUUUUACAUGUCGCCACGGUGUUCACAGCAAAUGUUUUUGCUGUCCAACAAAAUGCUUAAAAAGUGAAUGUAGUUGCUGAAAAUCACUUUUGCACCUAAUAUUAGUGUUUCUUACUACAUGAUGGGUUUAUGGUAGAAGGAAAUUACAUUGGUGUGAUGGACAACUGUUUUAGCACCCAAUCUUACAAGGUUCUGCCUCAUAAAAAUAAUGCCACAGGUGACAGUUAACUGAGACCAAGAGAAUUAUUUUGUGUACAAAAUGUUAAGUUUAAAGUAUAAAAUUUUCUUAGUGCUUGCCAUUUGUGAUUUUGAAUUCUUCAGUUUGUACAUCUCAUUGAAAACGUUUUGUUCAGCCAUGCAAGUGAUGAUUACCACCUUCAGCUGUUGAAUCAUGUCCAGAGCCGCUACUGCUGCUACUAUGGAAUGAAUCAUGACUUGCAGGGUUGUAUCAACUGACUAUUCUAAGUUGGAGCAUGGACUGACCAUUAUAUAUUGCCCAAAACAACUUCAAGUUGUUCCCCCAGAUAAGGUAUAUGUGGAAUUUGUGUAGGCCUCAUCCUACCUGGAAUACAUGUUUGUCUGUAUGUUAUCAUUGUUAUGUAAAUUGUUUUGUAUGUAAAGUUUUGUAAUCGGUGUAAAUGCUGUAGGAUCAGUCUUUGUGGCUGUGUACUUAAACUGAAGCUUGGAAAGAUCAGUGUUUUAUAAAAUUUAGCAGUUAAAGAAACCUACACGCUGUUUUUACCCCAGAAAAUCUAUCUACAUUUAUAAGCAGAUCAGACUCUCAGUCUUAUCCAGCAAACAAAAUUAGAAGCUAUUUCAUUCGUAUCCGAGGUGUGGGUAAUGUUUUAGCAAGCACAUGUAGUACAAAAGCAGUGGGUUGAAGGGAGGAUAGAUUUUAUACUUUCAAUAUGUUGAGGAGCGCAGCACCAGCUAGUUCAUGAAUGACAUUGGAUACCUGACCAGCUUGUAAGAAAUGUUUAUCCUGCCUUUGUCACCCCUUGCCAUAUGUUCCUGAAUUUGUUGUUGUGAUGACUUCAUUAUACAAAUAACACAUGUUGAUUAAUGCAUUGGUGAGAAUAAUUCAUGAGAUGAUGUGUUGAAGGGUUCUAUUUAAGGAGGCACAACUGAAUGGAAGAUUCUAUUCCAUAAGGCAAACUUGAAUGGAAGGUUCUAUUCAUGAGGCAAAGCUGAAUUGAAGGUUCCAUUCCAUAUGGCAAACCUGAAUGGAACAUUCAGUCUGUUACCUCAUGAGGUUAUUCUUUCCAUUACAGAAUGUUAAACAUUCUAGUUCAUUUUAUACAGCACCUGAAGAAAUUAUUUGUAAACUUUGUGUAUAAGUCACCAUUUUACUUUGCCAGCCAGCAGUAAAAAUACAACACGUUUCACCUUUAAUCAUUUGAUAAUCUAUUUACCUAUGUGUAGUUUCUUUCUCUUUAGAAACAUAUUCAUGAUGAGUUCAGAAAUGUCCUCAUCUUACAGAAGACAAAAUGUUCCCCAUGUUAUGCAUGUAUCGGUAUAACCCAAAAUUUGACAUGGUUGUGUGGAGAGCCAUCAGUGUUCCUGCCAUGAUCACGCAUGUUGUGUUAUGUUCUUUCUACGACUAGGUAUAGUUCAACCUGUUUGCAGGACAAUGGUAUAGACAGUGGGUAUAACAACAAUCUCACCGUUGAUUGUACAAAAUAAUUCAUGACAUGUGGAUCUGCAACCCACCAAUCAGAACACAGGGAUUUUUUUCCAGGUGUUGCAUUAAACAUAAUUAUCACUUCACCUUUUCAAAUUUCCUUUCAUUUCAUUUUAUGUAUUGAAAUGGGUGAAUUUAAAUUGAGAUAAUCGGUGCAUUGACUUUAUAUUUAUUAUGAUCUCUUUUUUUUGAAAGAAGUCACGUUUAAAAACCACUGUUUGUUUUGUAUUAAGAUGUUUUUAUCUUUACUGUAUAAAGCACUGAGACAAGCUGUGGUUAGCACUACUGACUAAACAGUUGAGUUUAUAUGCCAUGAGAUAAAUACAUAUACAUUUGGUACAAAUGUAUCAUUUUUUAAUGGAAUAUUUUUAAUGGUGUUCGCUAAAGCCUUGUGUUAUGAAUAAAUUACUAUAGCAGAGCUUUCUAUGUGGAAAGAUAUCUAGGUGAAUUAUAGGCACUUUGGAUAAAUUGUCAACUAGCUCAAACUCAGUUUUUAUUAAGUGCCAAUUCCAAGAUGAGUAUUUCAAGAGUUUGAUGUUUUUGAGUGUUUUCAGUGAGUGUUUUGAGUCAGUUCAAACAAUUCUCCAGACACCCCCUUCCCGUUUUGCCACCUCAGCAUCUGAGCUCGCUUGUCAGCAAGAUGCUGGUUGCUGCCUCAUGGAUGCUGACAAGUCACUGGAAGGGAGGGUAGCUUGAAUCACAGUGCACUUGUUCUUAACUCAGAUCCUAGUGGUAUGCGGGCUAGCAGCCUUUCCUGGAUUAGAGCAUUUCCUCUUUUUACUUCCUUUUUACAUUAGACAAUUGAAAAUAAUUGUGGUAAGUCUCCUGCAGCUCAGAAAGUCUUUUUUCCCCCCGACUUCCUUUUUUCAUGUUCAAGAGGGAGACCCAAGUGUAAAUUUUUAUAAUGUUGUCAUGAGGUGACCUUGUACACUUACAUCAAAGCAAGUUUCGAGUUUGCUGUACGAAUUUAAUUGGACCAUUUUCCAUUGUGCCAGCUAAAGCCAUUUACAUACUUGGCCACUCAGUGAUUUAGCUUUGGUGACACCCCAAGUCUCAAGAAUGUACUCAAAUGCAAUCAGUGGAAUGAUAACAAGCAGUAGACAUACCCUGGACAAAACCAAGAACACAAAAGAAAAUAAACUUGGUAUCCACAGCUUGCACUCAUUUCUAUUGGUGCAUUUUUAUUCAAACAAAUGUAUCAACAGACUGUUUUUUUCCCUCAGGAUUCAUGCAUAUUUGGUUACAAAGUUACAAACUUGACAUGGCUUCUGUUGCAUUUAAAGAGAGAAGACUUUCCCAGAAUGUUAAAAAUGUUACCGACUUUGUACAAAUCUGUAAUAUUCUGCUGUACACAUGGUACAUUUAGAAAUAAAACCGCCAUGAUGUAGCUGA
Acanthaster planci (crown-of-thorns starfish) is the source of this 9712-nucleotide messenger RNA. RefSeq lists its product as uncharacterized. Gene Ontology annotation, biological process: filopodium assembly; cytoskeleton organization. Gene Ontology annotation, cellular component: cytoplasm. Gene Ontology annotation, molecular function: guanyl-nucleotide exchange factor activity; metal ion binding. NCBI's taxonomy places the organism in Eukaryota, Metazoa, Echinodermata, Asteroidea, Valvatida, Acanthasteridae. The record is from RefSeq and is a predicted model, not a curated record.